CAGUCUUCGCCUGCAUCACCUACUUGGCGCUCGUUUUACAUUACAUCGUGCUCUAUCCCCUCACAACCCCUAUAGCCCUCCACAUACCCCAACAACGCGAACAAAUGCCAGGAAUGCCAAAGAAGGGUGGACGCAAACCCCCAGCGUCCGCUGUGCGCAAGGAUAAGCGCCUCUCUGAGAAGCAGGAGCUGGAACAACUUGAGCAGAGAUGUAAACACCCUAUCAUGGGAGUGGACUCGAUGCAGCAGUUUGAUGAACUUCCUAUAUCGCAAAAGACGCUCUCGGGACUGAAGCGAGCAAAUUUCAUCAAAAUGACCGACAUUCAGCGCAAGGCCCUGCCUUUGGGUCUCUGCGGCAAGGAUAUCCUAGGCGCAGCUAAGACUGGAAGUGGAAAGACAUUAGCCUUCCUUGUACCUAUGGUCGAAAUGCUGUAUCGUCAAAAAUGGGGGCCUAUGGAUGGACUCGGAGCCUUAGUGAUCUCGCCAACCCGCGAAUUGGCUGUUCAAAUCUUUGAGGUCCUCCGCAAAGUUGGACGUGAACAUUCGUUCUCUGCAGGAUUGAUCAUUGGAGGCAAGGACUGGAAGAUUGAGCGAGAGUUGAUUUCCAAGAUGAAUAUUCUCGUAUGCACACCAGGACGUCUGUUGCAACACAUGGACCAGUCGGCCGGAUUCGAUUGCGAUCAUCUGCAGUUAUUGGUUCUGGACGAGGCGGACAGGAUUCUGGACAUGGGAUUCAAAAAGAGCGUUAACGCCAUCGUGGAGAACUUGCCUCGUCAACGCCAGACUAUGCUGUUCUCGGCCACGCAGACGAAAUCUGUCAAGGAUCUGGCGCGUUUGAGUUUGAAGGAUCCAGAGUACGUUGCGGUCCAUGAGAAGGCGGAGCACUCGACGCCCAAGAAUUUGUCGCAGUACUACAUGGUCGUACCACUACAACAGAAAUUGGAUGUUAUGUUCAAUUUUAUCAAGACACAUUUGACCGCCAAAGGAAUCGUGUUCUUGUCAAGCUGUAAACAGGUCCGAUUCGUAUUUGAGACAUUUUGUAAGCUGCAUCCAGGAGUACCGCUUUUGCAUCUACACGGAAAGCAGAAGCAGCAGAAGCGCGCCGAGACAUACGCUAAAUUUGCCGCUCAAAAAGCUGCCUAUCUGUUUUGCACCGAUAUCGCAGCGCGUGGAUUGGACUUCGCUGCCGUUAACUGGGUCAUUCAACUCGAUUGUCCCGAAGAUCCAGAGACAUAUAUCCACCGUGUCGGUCGAACUGCGCGCUAUGAGGCGAGUGGUCAGGCAAUGUUGAUGCUCUGUCCUAGCGAGGAGGCCGGCAUGAUCCAGGGACUCGAACGGGCUAAGGUCCCUAUCCAGGAGGUCAAGCUGAAGACGGACGCCAAGGACGUCAAGAAGGAGCCGAUUCAGAAACAGAUGCAGCGACUUUGUUUCAACGACCCUGAGAUCAAGUACCUGGGGCAGAAGGCGUUCAUCUCGUAUAUGCGAUCGGUAUACCUGCAAAAAGACAAGACCAUCUUCGAUGUCAAUGCCUUGCCAGCUGAGGAGUUUGCUGCGUCGUUGGGACUUCCUGGUGCACCCAAGAUCAAAUUUGUGGAGAAAUCAAAGGCAAAGAACGCCGUGCGGGGCAACCAAAAGAAGACGAACGACGACGAGGAGAGCGAUCAGUACAUGGAAGAGGAAGAAGAGAAGAGCAAGGUCAAGGCACUGGAUGCCAAGAAGAAGAGCAAGAAGGAACCUAUCCCAGAGGAAGAGGAGACAGCAGAGACAACGAUAAGUAAGCAGCCAAAGUCGAAAAUCGACAAAAUGUUCGGCCGCAAGAAUCAGUCAGUCUUGGCGGAGCAUUAUACCAGGCUGGUAGACCACGAGAGUGAUGCCAAGGGCAAGAGUAAUGUGGACGAUGAUGACGAGGACUUUUUGACGAUCAAGCGCGUGGAUCAUGACCUUGCUGGCGACGAGGCUUCGGAGGAGGCGCCCUUGCCAACGUCGAAGAGACAGCAAAAUAUGUCCAAGGUCGAGAGGCUAAAGAACCAGGGCAAGGGUAACAAGCUGAUCUUUGACGAGGAGGGUCAGGCUCACGAGAUCUAUGAGCUUGAGGACGAGGCAUCGUUCCAUGCCAAGGGCGACGCGUCGAGUCAACAGAAGGAAUUCCUGGAGAAGGAGCGAAAGGUCAUGGAUAAGGCCGAUACCAUCGAUAAGAGUGCUGCCAAAGAGAAGCUGAGGGAGAAGAAGCUGCGUCGCAAGCAGCGUGAGCGCGAGGAGAUGAUGGACUACGACUCGGACGAAGGUGAGACUAUAGUCACCCUCGGAAACCCUGAUGUCUCUGAUGAUGAUAACGAUAUGGACCAAGGCAGCGAUGGUAAUGGCCACAGCAGUGAUGGUGGUGAGGAAGAAGAGACGCCCAAGAAGCGCGGUUGGUGGCAGGACAAGGCCGAUGCGGAAGAGGCUAAGAAGAAGAGGAGGGUCGUUGAGGUGGAUGAGCCCCAGACACUUGCAGAGCAGGAAGCAUUGGCACUCAAACUGCUCGGCAUGUAAAACCAAAAACAGAAACUCUUUCUACCAUUCUUUGUUAUCUUUUUAUUCGCAUCGCAUAGAGUCCUUUCAUUUAUUUCCAACAACCAGCAUCGUUUUUAUUCACCAUCCUCAUAAUAAAACCACGAAUCCUUCAGUAGAUAUUGAUUUUUUUUAUGCAGUGAAAGCACAGCUCGAAAUUGGUGGCAAGAUAAUGGUGACUGCCGGGAUCUGCUUGUUUAUGUUUCGCACUCAACAG
Messenger RNA from Gamsiella multidivaricata, 2766 nucleotides. RefSeq names its product P-loop containing nucleoside triphosphate hydrolase protein. NCBI's taxonomy places the organism in Eukaryota, Fungi, Mortierellomycota, Mortierellomycetes, Mortierellales, Mortierellaceae. Bases 105 to 2531 code for a protein of 808 amino acids. The record is from RefSeq and is a predicted model, not a curated record. Gene Ontology annotation, cellular component: nucleus. The transcript is spliced from 5 exons. Gene Ontology annotation, molecular function: RNA helicase activity; nucleic acid binding; ATP binding. Gene Ontology annotation, biological process: rRNA processing.